Zea mays is the source of this 1080-nucleotide messenger RNA. RefSeq lists its product as uncharacterized. NCBI's taxonomy places the organism in Eukaryota, Viridiplantae, Streptophyta, Magnoliopsida, Poales, Poaceae. The record is from RefSeq and is marked validated. The transcript has 7 exons. Gene Ontology annotation, cellular component: nucleolus; box C/D methylation guide snoRNP complex; small-subunit processome. Gene Ontology annotation, molecular function: RNA binding; histone H2AQ104 methyltransferase activity; rRNA methyltransferase activity. Bases 75 to 1001 code for a protein of 308 amino acids. Gene Ontology annotation, biological process: rRNA methylation; box C/D sno(s)RNA 3'-end processing.
AAGCCUAAUCCCCACGAAAACCCUAAACCCUCGCUACCCGGCGGCGGCUACAAGCUCUUCGUCGGUUCAGCACCAUGAGGCCACCGGCUAGAGGAGGACGUGGUGGGAGGGGUGGCAGGUUCGAUGGCGGCGGCCGUGGGGGCGGCGGCGGCGGCCGUGGGUUUGGCGGUGGUAGAGGCGGGAGAGGGGACAGGGGAGGGAGAGGUGGCAGGACCCCCAGAGGCGGCCGUGGCGGCGGUGGCAGGGGUGGCCGCGGCGGUGGCAUGAAGGGCGGGAGCAAGGCCGUCGUGGUGGCGCACAAGCACGCCGGUGUCUUCAUCUCCAAGUCCAAGGAGGAUGCGCUCUGCACCAAGAACAUGGUCCCGGGAGAGUCCGUGUACGGAGAGAAGCGUGUCUCCGUUCAGAAUGAGGAUGGAACAAAAGUCGAAUACAGGGUGUGGAACCCCUUCCGUUCCAAGCUGGCUGCUGCUGUGCUUGGUGGUGUUGACAACAUCUGGAUUGCUCCUGGUACCCGUGUGCUGUAUCUUGGUGCUGCUUCUGGCACAACUGUAUCUCAUGUGUCUGAUAUUGUAGGGCCGGAUGGUCUGGUCUACGCUGUUGAGUUCUCUCACAGGAGUGGAAGAGACCUUGUCAACAUGGCAAAGAAGAGGACCAAUGUGAUCCCCAUUAUUGAGGAUGCCAGGCAUCCGGCAAGGUACCGGAUGUUGGUUGGCAUGGUUGAUGUUAUCUUCUCUGAUGUUGCACAGCCAGACCAGGCUAGGAUCUUAGCACUUAAUGCUUCAUACUUCUUGAAGAACGGUGGCCACUUUGUCAUUUCAAUCAAGGCUAACUGCAUCGACUCCACCCUGCCUGCUGAGGCCGUGUUUGCAGCGGAAGUGGAGAAGCUCAAGGCGGAUCAGUUCAAGCCCGCGGAGCAGGUGACGUUGGAGCCCUACGAGCGUGACCAUGCAUGUGUUGUGGGUGGGUACAGGGUGCCCAAGAAGCAGAAGGCCACCUCUUAGGAUCGGAAUCCGUGCUCGUCUUGCCUACCAAAGAUGCUUCGUUGUAUUGUGGUUUAUUAAGAAACUUUGAAGGAUUAGU